Messenger RNA from Caenorhabditis briggsae, 1365 nucleotides. NCBI's taxonomy places the organism in Eukaryota, Metazoa, Nematoda, Chromadorea, Rhabditida, Rhabditidae. Bases 1 to 1365 code for a protein of 454 amino acids. The record is from RefSeq and is a predicted model, not a curated record. The transcript has 7 exons.
AUGGUUGAGAACUUUUUGAGAACGUUUGUGAGCUCCUUGGAGUCCCAAGAUCCUAUGAUUAUUGAUGGGUUGCUCACGGACUCAUUUGUUUUCAAAGGAUGCAAAGGACACUAUGAUAAAGGACCACUGGGAGCCGAGAUGUGUGCAGAGGUUAGAGAAGCAGUCUGUCUGGUUGUCUGCGCUCUAGCUUUAACACUUCAAAUGCUCAUAUCUCGGCUCCCAGUGAUUCUAGAAAUGUUAUAUUUGGACAAAAAUAUAGCUCCUACUGUGGCCAAGAAAAUUCCAGAACAAUCCGUCGAUGCUCUCUCCCAACUACCACUCGGAACCAACUUCACCCUCACUCUCACAUCAAUUGAGGACAACGGUUAUUCCAUUAGGUACGGUAUCAUUAUCACUGGAUUCAGCCGCUUCCCCAUUGACGCUGAAUUCGUUCUGUGCAAAAGAAGCCAACAGUUGGAAUUGGGUAUCAUCAAGACUUGCACUGGAGACUCAAAUGGAUCGGUUCAAAAGGACAGUCUUGAAAGCAUGGUUCGACGCUUCCUUGAUCGAGUUGAAAGAUCAAUUGAGUCCAAAGACGUCUCUAUUAUUUCCGGAUUGUUCAAGCCAGAUUUCAAGUUCAUGGGAUGCAGAGGAACUUAUAGCAAGGCCCAAGUCGUCGGUAUCCUUCAACAAGUGCCAGCUGGAUCCCAAUUCAAAUUCAAUCUCAAGUCCGUUGAAGACCUGGGAUUCACUGUGAAGUACACUGUGACAGUCACUGGAUUCGGAAUGUCAGAAAUCGAGAUGGCGUUCCUGUUCGGUAGAACUGCACAACAAUUGGAGAGAGGCUUCAUGGUGAAGUGUCCAGGGCACCAGAAUUUUAUAAGAGUUGACAGAUCCUUGAAAUCUAGAGAUGUAUCGAAUAUUUCUGGGUUAUUUGAGCCUGGAUUCAUGUUCAAAAAGUGUCAAGGAAAUUAUGAUAAGAACCAAACCAUCAAUCUUCUCACCCAUCCUAACUUUGACCCCAAUAGAUUCUUGGCUAUCUACAAAUCAGUCCAAUCCAUGGGGCCCUCUUCCAUCGAAUUCAAAGCCAUGGUCUUUGGAUUCAGACCAAACUAUAUUGAAGCCACUUUUAGUCUUAACAAGAAGUUCCAACAAUUGGAAUGGGGUGUGAUCCUUGAGCCUCAAUGUAAAGUACUUCGAACGGACCCAAGAUAUUCGGUUGAGGAAAAAGGGCUCCGAUUGAUUACUCGAUUUGCUAGCGCGUUGGAAAGCAGGGAUGCCUCAAGGAUCUAUGGACUUUUUGAAGAAGAUUUCGCUUUCAAAGGAUGCAAGGGGAUUUAUAAUAGAGAACCAAAAAUGGUAGAUUUAGGGAUUUCUGAAACUUAA